UCAACCAUCUCUACAUCCCGAUAAUGACUGUCACAGUGUCUCGUUACGCACAUUUCUCUCAUUCCUCUCAUUCGCACCAUCAAAACAUGACUCGUUCCCCCAGUACACCAUUAUCUCUUCCCUGUUUUGCGUUCCUGCCAUAUAUCUUGACUCCUCGUGCUCCCCUCGCGCCUGCCUUCUGUGGUCGUCCGCAUCUAUCUCUUUACAAGAAUUCUUCAUCGUCCAUCGCCUCCUCUACUAAUUUUCCAGAUGGCUUUCCAUUCAACAUUCUUAGUAUCAAACAUACACUGUCCCUCCUGUGUCUCUUAUGCGACAGAUCUUCUGCGCCCCAUCUCUGGGGUGCAAGCAACACAUGUCUCCCUGAUUGACCACACAAUUCAAGUCAAACAUGACCAUGGAAAUCUACAUGAACUCAUCGCUAAGCGUUUGCUUGAUGCCGCAUUCCAGGUUCAACAUGUCACCACAGUGGAUUCAGAUGGCCACCUGGUGAAAGACUACGACAUGACUCCUGCCACCACGAUACCUUCCAUAUUUCGCUUCCGUCGUCCCAAGGCCAACAUCAACCAGAAGCAUAUCGAUAAUUGUGAUUCAUGCCGGAGGGAGAACCAGACUAUCCGGUCACGGAAGACACCUUCGUCCAUGUUAAAGUCCUUCAGCAGCAAGAACAUGUCGGCUGAAGAAUUAUCCCACGAUUAUGCUGCUGCACUAGAGAGUACCAACAAGAACAAUCCACGUUUCACCAAAGCCCAUGAAAUCUCUGACUCAGAUGAAGGCCUGUUGUUCACAGCCACGGUCUUGAUCACAGGCAUGACUUGUUCUUCCUGUACUGGGACCAUUACCAAAGAGCUGGAGAAGCUAGAUUUUGUGAAAACUGCACAAGUCAACCUCCUCUCCAACAGCGCCAGAGUGCUAUUCUGUGCUCCAGAAUCUCAUGCGACAAAGAUAGUCCAAGCCAUCGAUGACCUUGGCUACGAAGCAGUGCUCGACAAUAUCGUCCAGGAAGAGGUUAACGCUCCUCAGAGUCACGAGCUCUUCAAAACAGUGUUGAGCAUUGAUGGCAUGACGUGUGGAACUUGUGUUGGCUCUGUGACUGAUGCCCUUCAACGACUUGAUUGGGUGAGGUCAGUCAACGUGGACCUGAUAGGGAAGGCAUGCACUGUGACGUAUCAAGGUUCUCGAAAUCUUGAUGCCAUUAUUCGAACGAUUGACGACCUUGGGUAUGAAGCCACUGAGGUCACAACAGCGCCUUUAUCAAGCCAGACCUCUCCCACAACUCGACAAAGGACAGUAGCCCUUCAAAUCGACGGAAUGUUCUGCAAUCAUUGUCCACAAAAGAUCAGAGAAGCCGUUGAGCUUUGGACAGAUAGAUUGGGCGAUCCGCCAGCGAGUAUCACACGUUGGCCCACGUUGAAGGAUCCCAUCAUCACCGUCACUUAUACACCAUCUCCUCCGGAAAUCACGGUUCGCAAGUUGAUUGGCGCCAUCGAUGGGGCUCAUGAUGCUUUCAAGGCUUCAGUAUUUCAUCCCCCAUCGCUAGAAGAGCGUUCUCGACAGAUGAGAAGCCAGGAACAGAAACAAAUUCUUUGGAGAUUGAUAUUCACUGCCAUUGCCGCCGUUCCCAGCUUCAUCAUUGGGGUGGUGUUCAUGAGUCUCGUGCCAAACUCAAAUCGCACCAAGGCGUGGUUCCAGCAGCCCAUUUUUGGUGGCAGCGCCAUGCGUAUGGACUGGGCUUUGUUCAUCAUCACCACUCCUGUCAUGGUUUUUGGGACCGACAUCUUCCAUCGCCGUGCAAUCAAAGAGAUUGUGUCCAUGUGGCAGCCAAGGAGUACGGUGCCGUUAUUACGAAGAUUCUAUCGCUUCGGCAGCAUGAAUCUCUUGAUCAGUGCCGGCACAUCGGUUGCGUACUUCUCCUCUCUGGCGGUAUUGGCCAUGGAUGCUGCCACCCCGCCCAUGACAACGCAUGAGAAUCAGUCUUCCAGUUCCUAUUUUGAUACAGUGACCUUUCUGACCCUGUUCAUACUCAUUGGGAAAUAUCUGGAAGCAUACAGCAAAGCCAAGACUGGAGACGCUGUUGCUAUGCUGAGCGGCCUACGACCAACUGAAGCUCGACUGGUUAUCGGAACUAGUCCCAAAAGCUCGCAUGCCAGUCAAGUUGUAUCGAUUCCCGUUGAUCAACUAGAGAUUGGCGACAUUGUCCAGGUUCCACAUGGUGCCUCCCCUCCUACCGACGGAAUCAUUGCGCAAGAAGGGCAAUUCUUGUUUGACGAAAGUUCGCUCACCGGAGAAUCAAAACCGGCCAAGAAGAAUUCUGGUGACUUUGUGUACACGGGCUCAGUCAACGUCUCGGAACCCGUCCAGCUGCGGGUGACAGACCUUGAAGGAAGUUCAAUGCUCGAUCAGAUCGUCAAGGUGGUUCGCGAAGGUCAAGGGAAGAGAGCACCAAUCGAGCGAGUUGCCGAUGUCAUUACCGGUUAUUUUGUCCCUGUCAUAACUCUCCUCGCAAUCCUGACAUGGAUCAUUUGGCUGAGCGUCGGUGUCUCUGGAAAGUUACCCGCUGCAUGGCUUGACGUGACUCACGGAGGCUGGGCAUUCUGGUCUCUACAGUUUGCAAUUGCGGUCUUUGUGGUUGCGUGCCCGUGCGGCAUCGGACUCGCAGCGCCGACAGCAUUGUUUGUUGGUGGCGGGCUGGCGGCAAAGCAGGGGGUCCUCGUUCAAGGUGGAGGGGAGGCAUUCCAAGACGCAUCUAAGCUUGAAGUGAUUGUCUUUGACAAGACAGGCACCUUGACCCAAGGGCAAAUGCAAGUCAUUGAAUUUGAGCGUGUGCGUGACGACAUGAUUUCGAACGAUAUGGUUUUUGCAAUGUGCAAUCUUUUGGAAGAGAGCAGCAAUCAUCCAAUCGCUAAGGCCCUAGCAUCUUAUUGCGGGCAGAAUACACAAGGUACGGCCUUGACCGUCAGCAAUAUCAAGGAAAUUCCCGGCCAUGGAAUGACUGGUAUUGUUAUUGACGAGACCGAGACUUUGACUACCAGAUAUGAAGUAGUGGUUGGCAACGAGAAAUUGCUUCAAAGUCUCUCAACCUUGGAUAUGGCGAGCCACGAUCCGGAGAAUCUAGGGUCGUCCAUCGGCCAGGCCGGGUCCCCUGGGAGAAAUGAAGAUAGUUUCUAUCUGACAUCGCUGUUGCAGCGGCAUCAGUCCAUGGGCCACUCGACAGCCAUCGUCGCUGUCAGAUGUGUGACAAUCAAGGACGGGGAAACUAUUUCCGAUCAACAUUUCACCGUCGUUGGAAUCUUCGCUAUCGCCGAUCCUGUGCGCACUGAAGCGACAGACGUAUUGAAAAGGUUGAGGGAUCGAGGCUUGGAAGUCCACAUGUGCUCAGGAGAUCAACAGAGGACCGCGCUUGCGAUUGCUUCUCAGGUUGGGAUUCAAGCCCAAAAUGUUCGAGCUGGAGUCUUGCCUCAUGAGAAAGCUGCCUACAUCCAUGAAUUACAAGGCGUGGCGGACGGUGGCAAGCGGCGGGUUGUAGGAUUUGUUGGAGAUGGGACGAAUGAUACACCUGCAUUGUCAGCCGCCGACGUGUCAAUAGCCUUGUCGACAGGGUCAGACGUGGCGAUGACUACAGCGUCGUUUAUUCUUCUCAAUUCUAACCUGGAAACCAUCCUGUCUUUGGUGAGGUUGGCCAAGAGAGUGUUUCUUCGGGUCAAGCUCAACUUCGCAUGGGCAGCAAUCUACAACAUAUGCUUGAUUCCGGUGGCAGCUGGAGUCUUUUACACUGUGAGUGCAUCAGAGCAGCACGCAGGGUGGAAGUUGGGACCAGUGUGGGCGAGCGCAGCAAUGGCAUUGAGCAGUGUCAGUGUGGUGUUGAGCAGUCUUGCUCUCAGACUACCAGAAUUACAGAUUGGAUCCAAAUAGAAGAAUGACAGAGAGUAUUACUGUUGGAUAGCCAUCAAUAGGUACUUAUUGAUAUUGAUGUACAAUUAUAGCAUCAGA
Exophiala mesophila is the source of this 3987-nucleotide messenger RNA. RefSeq lists its product as uncharacterized. The record is from RefSeq and is a predicted model, not a curated record. Bases 250 to 3909 code for a protein of 1219 amino acids. Gene Ontology annotation, molecular function: P-type divalent copper transporter activity; ATP hydrolysis activity; ATP binding. The transcript has a single exon. Gene Ontology annotation, cellular component: membrane. Lineage: Eukaryota; Fungi; Ascomycota; Eurotiomycetes; Chaetothyriales; Herpotrichiellaceae. Gene Ontology annotation, biological process: copper ion homeostasis; monoatomic cation transport.